CCAUAUUCGCGACGAGUGCCGCGACGCCUGUGCUGCGAAUCACCAUCUAGAAUCUCUCCUGGCGCGAAUCGUCCCUUCAAUCGUCACUUCUUCCCUUGCUUUGGAUUUGAAUCCAGUUGCAAAACCCUAGAAUUCCAUUUCCCCCUCGAAUCCAAGUCAUUUUUACAAGUCGCAUCUGAAUUCAGAGGAUCUCCGUCUUGAAAAUGGCUGAUCCGAUCCCCGAAGAAGCAGACGCCCCACUGUGCCCAGGCGACGAGAAUCCUUCGAAAGCGGAAACCCUAGACCGGAAAGAGAAGAGAAAAUCUUUGAAGAAGCUGAAGAGGAAGCAGAAGAGGAAGGAGAUUGCGUUGAAGGAGCGGGAAGAGGAAGAGGCAAGGCUGAAUGAUCCAGAAGAUCAGCUGAGGAUGAAAUUGGAGGAGCAGGAAGAGGCAGAGAGAAUGGAGAGGGAGAGGAAGGAAUUUGAAGAACGCGAGAGGCUGUGGAUUGAAGCUGCUGCUGCUAGGAAAGCCGAAGAGGAUGCGAGAAGGCAGCUUCUAGAAGAAUCACAGAGAAAUAAGGAGCAAGAGGAUGAGUUGGUGGAAGACGAUGACUGGGAAUAUAUUGAUGAGGGGCCAGCUGAAAUCAUCUGGCAAGGAAAUGAGAUAAUUGUCAAGAAGAAGAGGGUCAAGGUUCCAAGCAGAAGUGCCAGUCAACAAAAAUGCAAAGAGGAUUCUGACAGACCAACAUCAAAUCCACUUCCUCCACAAUCGACUGCUUUUGCUGCCUACAAGAGUACUUCAUCUGUUUCUGCACAGGAAGUGUUUGCGAGUGUUGCUCAGCAAACCCCAAAUUUUGGAACUGAACAAGAUAAAGCUCAUUGUCCUUUUCACAUUAAAACUGGGGCAUGCCGUUUUGGGUCACGUUGCAGCAGAGUUCAUUUUCACCCUGAUAAAUCCUGCACAUUGCUUAUUAAGAACAUGUACAGUGGCCCAGGCAUUGCUUGGGAGCAAGACGAGGGGCUUGAGUAUACGGAUGAAGAGGUUGAACGUUGCUACGAAGAGUUUUAUGAGGAUGUACACACGGAGUUCCUGAAGUUCGGGGAAAUUAUUAAUUUCAAGGUGUGUAGAAAUGGGUCGUUCCAUUUGCGUGGAAAUGUGUACGUGCAUUAUAAGUCCCUGGAGUCAUCUUUGCUUGCUUAUACUUCUUUAAAUGGCCGCUAUUUUGCUGGAAAACAGAUAACAUGCGAGUUCGUUGGGGUUACCAGAUGGAAAGUUGCUAUAUGUGGGGAGUACAUGAAAUCAAGACUUAAGACUUGUACUCGUGGAACUGCAUGCAACUUCAUCCAUUGCUUCCGCAACCCUGGGGGGGAUUAUGAAUGGGCUGAUUGGGAUAAUCCACCCCCUAAAUACUGGGUGAAAAAGAUGGCUUUUUUGUUUGGCCCUUCUGAUGAAACAGAAUACGAGAGGCAUGUGGAGCUGGAUAACCAGGAGCAGCCAAGGAAUUCCAGGAGGAAGCGAACAAUCAGGUACCGCUCUAAAAGAUCUAGGUCUGGCGAGGAUUCCCAGAAUUCCGGUGGAGAAUACUCUGAUGAAAACCGUGGUCGGUUGCAUAGUCUUUCGAGUAGGAGGCCACAGUCAAGGAGCAGGAGAAGGGAAACAAGCUUUCGCAACGAACAUGAACAAUCUCGAGAGAAACAUAAAUUUGACUAUGGAAAGUAUAGAACCGAUCAUCAUGAUUCCCGUAGAGAUUACUAUGAUGAAAACAGAGACCGUUCGGAUAGGCAGUCAAGGGCAUUGUUGAAAGGACGGAGAAAAGAUAUGUGUUUCCCUGAUGAGCAUGAUCGAUCAGAAGAAGAAUACAGUUCCGAUGAUUAUCGACUUGAGAAGAAGUAUAGGACCUGUGAUCGUGCUGAUCCAAAUGAAAACCGAUACAGGGGUCAAUCGAUUGGGCGCUUGAGUAGCCGGAAAGAGGAGGUGAAUGGUCCCAAUGAAAGUGACAAAAUAGAAAAAUAUAAUAGCAGUGAUCGUGAAAGUUACCGAGUGAAAGAUAAAUCCUCCGAUUACGAUUCUGGAAGAGACUGCCCUGAUGCAAACAAGGAUCAAAAUGGCUGUCAUUUGAGCAGAAGGGCGCAAUUGACUAGCUGGAGAAGGCGGGCAGAUCUUCCUGAUGAGCAUGGGAAAUGUGAACAGCACUACGAUUCAGAAGAGCUUGAACCAUAUGAUGCUGGUAAAGACAGAUCCUCUGGUCACAGCCUUGGGAGAGAAUAUGACGAUGGAAAUGAAGGCCGGGACCAUAGCCACUCAAGGAAGAAAGCAAGGUCAAGUAGUUGGGAAAAGGAGUCAAGUUUCAAUGACGAGCACAGAAUUUCUGAAGAGAAGUAUGAUUCUGGUGAUCACAAGCGAUAUAGCAGGAGAUACAGGUCCCAGGAUUGUGAUUCUAGUGGAGACUAUUCUGAUGUAAGCAAAUCCCGACAUCGUGAUCAUUCCAGCAGGAGGGUACACACUGGUAGGCGUAAAAGGGAGAGAGAUUCUCCUUCUAGGAAUAGACAAUUCCAAGAGAAUCACAAAAGGAACCAUGGAAAGGGUAGUUCCCAUGAUCGCGAACAUGAGGAUCGGAACCAUGGAAAGGGUAGUUCCCAUGAUUGUGAUCAUGACAAUGAUAGAUAUGAGCCAAGAGAAGUGGAGGCUGAUGAUGUAAGUUUUUCUUCUAAACAAGUGUACAGUGGCAGGAAGAAAAAAGAGUCAAAAUCUGGCCAGAAGGUAGCCUGUGAAGGCUUGCUAUGUGAUGCAAGUGCCCAAGCUUGCUGCCGGACCACCUCCGAAGAAUCUGGUGGUCAGAUCAAGAAUCAAAAGGAAUCCUACAACAGGCAUUCUGGAAACCACUGUGUUGGUGGCAGUAGAAGGAAAAGAUACAAGGACGAGGAAAAUUGUGGAAAGAACGUGAUUGAUGAAAUGGGUGAUUCGGACACUGAUACUCCCAAGUCCAAGUCAAGGGCAUCCAGGAAGCGAUCGAGAAGCAGAUCACCUGUUCAACAUCGUGGCAAGUCAAGAAGGAGAGGGAGAAGUCAUGACAGAAGCCAGUAAUUUGCAAGGAUUUGGCUGAUCGUGUUUUGCAUGCGAAAGAUUAUCAUGCAUUGCUUAAUCCAAGUCUUCAAUUAGAUAGUGAUCUGUAAAUCGUUUUUUGCUUGAAAUGGUUUUGAUAUUUUUUGUCAUUUUUGCUUAAAAUGGUGUUGGAUUUAACCCAAAAAAACCAGCUUUCUUCUGUAAAUCCAUGCAUUGCUUAAAAUAGUUAGUGGAAAUCCAGUUUGUAUCUCCUUUUAUACUUA
Messenger RNA from Magnolia sinica, 3304 nucleotides. Its product is annotated as zinc finger CCCH domain-containing protein 5. Gene Ontology annotation, biological process: mRNA splicing, via spliceosome. Gene Ontology annotation, cellular component: spliceosomal complex; U2AF complex. NCBI's taxonomy places the organism in Eukaryota, Viridiplantae, Streptophyta, Magnoliopsida, Magnoliales, Magnoliaceae. The record is from RefSeq and is a predicted model, not a curated record. Bases 204 to 3062 code for a protein of 952 amino acids. Gene Ontology annotation, molecular function: pre-mRNA 3'-splice site binding; metal ion binding. The transcript has 9 exons.